This is a messenger RNA of Tarenaya hassleriana, 1075 nucleotides long. Its product is annotated as ACD11 homolog protein. Gene Ontology annotation, molecular function: ceramide 1-phosphate transfer activity; ceramide 1-phosphate binding. The coding region runs from base 1 to 948 and encodes 315 amino acids. The record is from RefSeq and is a predicted model, not a curated record. Gene Ontology annotation, biological process: ceramide transport; intermembrane lipid transfer. NCBI's taxonomy places the organism in Eukaryota, Viridiplantae, Streptophyta, Magnoliopsida, Brassicales, Cleomaceae. Gene Ontology annotation, cellular component: membrane; cytoplasm; cytosol. The transcript is spliced from 5 exons.
AUGGAACAAGGACUCAUGUUUGCGACAGUCGCAAUUCCAAACAUCUCGCACGCCUUUUACCUUUUCAAAUCUCUCUCUCUCUCCCUCUCUUUUCCUCGAACCCCGAAACAGAGCCGAUCAUAUUUGACGGGGAAAAACAAUCUAGGCGUUGAACUUUUGAAUUUCUUGGAACCAUCACGAUCGGAGAAUUUUCCUCCAGAUUCUACAGCCCUGGCGAAGCUAUACAGGGAGGAGGAGUUAAAGGCCAUGGAAGAAGAAGACGAGGAAGGGAUGUUCGAGGACGCUGUUUCGAAUGUCGCUAGAGCCAGGACUCGGUUGUCGGUGAUCACGGAGGCGUUCGAGGAUCUCGCCGGAAUCCUGAAUUCCCGCCGGAAAGUGCGGCGGAUGGGCUGCGGGGCAUCGGAGGAGGAAGAGAUGGGGCUGAGACUCGACGCCUUCUGCAGCGCGUGUGCUCACGUCUCUGUUCUCUUCGAAUGUCUCGGCCUCGCCUUCAAAUUCGCCGAGAUGGAGUACGUCUCCAAGGUCAGAAAUCUAAUCGAAGCAUCGAAAACAUUCAACACAUUACAAGACAUAUUGGAUCUGGAUGUCGAGAACGACACGGUCAAGACACCGGGAAGCAAUUCGAGGAAUCUCCGCCGCGUUAGGCAAGGCCUCGACCUCAUCCGAGCCAUCUUCGAACAGUUCUUAACCACCGACGGAUAUUCAUUGAAAGACGCCGCCACAACGGCAUACACGGAAGUUUGCGCACCGUUCCAUACAUGGGCCGUACGGACGGCGGUUUACGCCGGAAUGUAUACGCUCCCGACGAGGGAACAGCUUCUGGUUCGGCUUAACGAAACAGAUCGAUCGGUGGAGAAGAACAUGCGGAGGUACAUUGAAGCGUCACGUCCGAUUAUAGCGUAUAUCGACAAGCUUUACAUCGUUAGGAACAUUACAUUGGACUGGUAACAGUAUUUUUUUUACGAUCUGAUUGGAAAAAAAAAGUGGGUUCGUCGUCAUGGGUCUUGCAUUUUAUGCAUGAAGUAUAUAUACACUACACUCCAAGAUUUAUACGUACUUCGUAUAUUUAUGUUGU